Messenger RNA from Cordyceps militaris CM01, 2850 nucleotides. RefSeq names its product PHD finger domain protein. Bases 1 to 2850 code for a protein of 949 amino acids. Gene Ontology annotation, cellular component: Set1C/COMPASS complex. The record is from RefSeq and is a predicted model, not a curated record. The transcript is spliced from 5 exons. Gene Ontology annotation, biological process: positive regulation of DNA-templated transcription. Lineage: Eukaryota; Fungi; Ascomycota; Sordariomycetes; Hypocreales; Cordycipitaceae.
AUGCUCCAACAGCCCGAGCGAGCCACGUCCAACCAAGUCAAAUGCGAGGUAGUUGUCGGCGGUAGUCGUGUCCGUCUGCUCACCCUGGCCCAGGUAUCGUCCACCCCUCAGCCCGACGCCCGUGCAGCUGCCGCCAUCGUCCGUAACAUUUCCAAGAUUGUUUUGUUGGACAGAAAUACUACAGCGAGCAGAGCCAGCUCUGACCAAGCCUUACCAAACAUCUCCAACCUCACCAGUCACUUUUCAUCAUCUCAUCUGCAUUUGCCAGUCUUGUUUCUAUUUCUGUUCCUCAAUUCUGCCCUGCCCGAACCGUCUUUGCUCCAAUCAUCCACUGCAACACCGCAUCUAGGUCUGCCCGCCCUGACAACUCUCCCGCCCGUCCGUCCCCUGACUGCAUACCCGCUCGAAAAAAAAAGAACCUCGAAGCAAAGAAACAUUUCCGCCUCGAGACAAUUGUCGACUUCUUCCUAUAUCGUCUUGCAUCUCACGGCCAUUCUUUGCCACCUCUAUUUCCAUCUGGCAUGUUACUUCCUCGGCUCUAGUGAGCGUUACUUUGGAGCUGCUAUGAGCAACCUGCGUCGUGAUUCAACGUUAGUAUCUCUCUCGCCUCGACCUCUCUCGGGUCGCCAUUCCCACCUCGUCCCAUGGGCUAACUAUUCUUCCACCUUUAGCAGCUUUGGAGAUCCAAACGCUCAACCGCCUACCCCUCAACAAACUCCAACCUCUACAUCGUUUGCCAGUCCCGUCUUCGAGACACCCCGGCCACCGCACGGUUCCUUCACCGACUUGGGUGGCUCGACACCUCGCUUUGCCGAGGAAUAUUCCGUUUUUAACGCUACACCUGGCAAUCUCAGAGGCUCACAAGUGCAGUUUCCUGAUUUUGUACCGCCUACGCCCGCAAGCUCCCAUAAGCGGAUGCUCUCCGCCGAAGGCUUUGCCCACGCAAUUGCAACCCAUGACAACCACUUUUCGCCCAACCCAAACUUGCCACCUGUCGACCCUUCGAGACGACUCGCUUCCUCCCCGAGCUUGAACAACUCCAAAACCACUGCACGACAGAUCACCCCCGUCUCCAGCCCCUCUCUCAACAAUUCCAGGUCUGCCAAAAAGCUUCGUCGAGGCACAAUUACCAAAGACCCAGAAUCCCAUAUCAUAUCUCCACCACCAACCGCACACAAGGGAGAGCAGAAGCUCGCCCCUAAGCUCAACAUGCAAUAUGAACAGCCCUUUCACCAACCAGACUUUAACGAGGUAUCCCAGGCCCACGAUGUAACAGCACUCAUGGCCAACCCAGGCGACAUGUUUUCCUACCCUUUGUCCGCGCCAGCCGCUGCUCCUGCCAAUUUUUGGGACCCACAAGCUUCCAUGGGUAUGGAUCUAGAUUUCAAUGCUGCAACCCACGGCAUGUUUCCCUCGCCAGCUGCUGGGCACCGACAUACUGGCUCAUUUGACUGGCACAACGACAUUCAGCUUUUCCAGGAUACCGGUUUGGUGCCGCCAUCAUCGAAUCAGGAAAAUGUCCAACCACAGCAGCUCGGUAACUUGGCAAUGCACCAGUACCCCCAACAGCUUGGUGAUCCAUUCUCCAUGAUCAAUCCCGGAGACAUGGUUGAUCCUAGCCUCAUGCUGAGCCAAGAUAGUGCCAUGCCGAGUUUUGCUGCAGUGGAGCAGCAGACGGUGGCCGCCCCCAAAGUUGCGAUAGGAAAAGUCGCCACGAAGACGACCAAGAAGACGACCACGAAGGCGACCACGAAGGCGGUAAAUCGUCAGACGGGAAGCAAUACAUCCCAAAGCGCAAACAAAGGCCCGGACCGGGCGCUGGCCAGCUCACCCCUCAAACAUUCUCGAAGCGGAGUCGAUCAACCGGUGGGCAACCCUCGUGGCGGUGCAGCGUUGGUCAGAAGCAACACACUGCCGACACUAGCUCCUGCUUCUCGAUCCAUGGCCCAGGUCGCCGGAGGAUCUACUGAUACAGGUCGCCCAAUGACCCGACCAAAUGGAAGAGUAUCGCCCGUGAAGCACCAGCACCGACUUUCCUCGCUAGCCUCGAUACGGGAAUCAUCAUCGGCCAGACAACGUGCGUCUGUCCGAUUUACUAUCGAUGCACGAGGCUUUGCCAGAGCAGAAACUACUUUGGAGGGCCAGUGCAACGUCAGCCAAAGCUUGCCAAGAAGCCAAAGCAGUCGCGACUUGCCAUCUCGCUCAACCCGGGACGCGUCUUCCGACUCCGAAUCUGAAGACGAAGACCCUAUCAUCAUCCCCUCGCGCAACAACUCAUUCUGCGCAUCCUUUGCGCUCCCCGAUCCCCGGAAACCCGUCGGAUCCAUAUUUCACCGCCCCAGGCGUAGUACAAGCGAUAGAAGUAGCAGUUCUGCCGGUGGAGAAGGCGGCGAGCAAAAUGGCGACGAAAGCGAAGCUGAAACGAUCCUGAAUGAGCAGCGUGGCCGCGGCGGAGACGCUGCCAGUGAGCUCGUCAAACUUGUCGAAAGCCGCAACAAGACCCCGGCCUAUUUGCAAAUGCUGCAUAACAGUCUGACCUACCCCCCAAGUGAGACGGUCUCCCCCUGUAGCAUUGCUGAGUCUGGCUACGGUACGGAUGGCAUCCGCUGUGUGUGCAAACAAACCACCUCCAGCAAAAAUGCAUUUAUGAUACAAUGUGAUUCAUGCGAAAUGUGGCUUCACGGCAAUUGCCUGGGCAUCACAAAGCGCACCAUGCCUAAUGUCUACAUUUGCGCAUUCUGCGCCAACACGCCGACCAUGGGGGGCAACCGUGCUCGUGAAGAGCUUCAUGUCAAUGCGCUCGGCAUAGCAUCACCAGCGGGAACCAAGGCUUUUCGAUCUUUUCGGUGA